Molecule: messenger RNA, 825 nt
Organism: Prunus persica (peach)
Lineage: Eukaryota; Viridiplantae; Streptophyta; Magnoliopsida; Rosales; Rosaceae
Product: universal stress protein in QAH/OAS sulfhydrylase 3'region
Exons: 3
Coding region: 43-630 (195 amino acids)
Source: RefSeq, a predicted model, not a curated record
GCACCAACAAAAACAACACAAGAUAUCUCAGCCGAGCAAGUGAUGGAGACAAAAGUUGCAGAGCAGGCAGUGGAGGAGCAACAGGGGAAGAAGAAGAUGAGGGUGAUGGUGGCCAUAGACGAGAGUGAGUGGAGCUUCUACGCGCUCAAGUGGGCGCUUGACCAUCUUUUUGUGGGGCCUAAUGACAAGGCCGGUGUGGCGGCGACCCGGGAAGCACCUGCGGUGAGCCAAGAGAAUGUGAGCAUGGCGACUUUGGUCCACGUUAUGCCGCCGUUCUAUAACUACGUCCUCCCGGCUGGGCCCGGUGGAGCUGCAUAUUAUGUGACGCCGGCUCUGUUGGAAUCUGUGCGCAAGGCGCAAGAAGACGGUGCUGCCGAUGUACUCUCCCGCGCUUUGGAGAUAUGCAAGGAUAAGAUGAUCAAAGCAGAAACCCUAAUUCUACGUGGAGAUCCGAAGGACAUGAUUUGCGAAGCCACUGAGCAGAGCCAUGUGGAUCUUCUGGUUGUAGGUAGCCGUGGCCUUGGCAUGGUCAAGAGAGCAUUCUUAGGAAGCGUGAGUAGCUACUGUGCACAUCAUGCAAAAUGCCCAGUUGUAAUUGUGAAGCCACCCAAGGAGUCUGGAAAGCAGUAGGCUUUUAUAUAUGAAAAUGAAAUGUAUCAAUAAAUAACAGAUGGUGUGAAUUGAAAACGUUCCUUUUCAUGUAAUCAUUACAAAUGCUUAUGUAGAAAACGCUUUUGCUCCCGUUUGGGAGUGCUUAUCUAGAAGCACUUCUUCUCUAGAACCACUUUUAUUAUAAGCACAAUAAAAAUUGGGAGCUGAUUUCUC